This is a messenger RNA of Metopolophium dirhodum (rose-grain aphid), 895 nucleotides long. RefSeq names its product 2-iminobutanoate/2-iminopropanoate deaminase-like. Gene Ontology annotation, cellular component: cytosol. Gene Ontology annotation, molecular function: deaminase activity. The record is from RefSeq and is a predicted model, not a curated record. Lineage: Eukaryota; Metazoa; Arthropoda; Insecta; Hemiptera; Aphididae. The transcript is spliced from 5 exons. Bases 156 to 638 code for a protein of 160 amino acids.
AAUAAAUUAUCAGCGAUUUAAAUUUUUUUUUUAUUUGUUUCCACGAGUAAUCAGCGAGACUGCAGAUAACGUAGAACUCAUCACCGAAGGACUGCGAUAAUAAUCGAAACUACCGCCACCACCACUCAAUAAUAUUAAAGCAUAAAUACGUUAAUAUGUUCAUUAGUAGACUAACAGCUCGCACGCCGGUCAUCUGCAUUCCGUCGCUGUUGACAGCACUAAGGAAACGUUUAGAAUUCUUCGAAGGUAUGAGCCACUUGUCGCACGUGUCCACGGAUUUGGCGGGCCCAUCGGUCGGGAUCUACAGCCAAGCAGUUAAGUACGGUGAUACAGUUUACUUGUCAGGCACCUUAGGCUUGGACCCUUGUACUGGUAAGCUGGUUGAAGGCGGUGCUGCACCUGAAAUAAAAAAAGCAUUGGAAAAUAUUAAGCAUGUCCUGGAAGCAUCUCAAUCGUCUUUCAGUUCAAUCGUUAAGACCACGGUUCUGUUAGCUGACAUAAAAGACGGCCCGACGGUGAACGAGAUUUACAAGCAAUUUUUUGUGCCGCCAUAUCCGGCUAGAGCAAUGUUUCAAGUGGCCAAAUUGCCUUUAGACGCCAAAGUCGAAAUAGAAGUGAUCGCCGCGGUUAACAAGUAACCACAAUAAGAAGAUUUAUUUUAAUUUUGUUUGUUAAAAUGUUUUAUGAACUUGCUACGAGAAACGGAAAUAAUCUAAAUAUGUUAUUUACAAUAUAAAACGUGCUGUAUACACACAAAAGCGAGGAUUUAAUGCAUAUUCAGGGGAUAGAAGUGUUUGUCUGGUACAAUUGGAAAUGUGACAAAUCCAUAGCUUUUAUUUUACUUUCUUAAAUGUCUUACGGAGGAUUUUAAAUAAAAAAAUGCAGUAGAAUAAUA